Molecule: messenger RNA, 8075 nt
Organism: Equus caballus (horse)
Lineage: Eukaryota; Metazoa; Chordata; Mammalia; Perissodactyla; Equidae
Gene: PGM2L1
Product: phosphoglucomutase 2 like 1
Biological process (GO): carbohydrate metabolic process
Cellular component (GO): nucleus
Molecular function (GO): glucose-1,6-bisphosphate synthase activity; intramolecular phosphotransferase activity
Source: RefSeq, a predicted model, not a curated record
GAGUAGUAGUCUUUACGGCGGUCUCCGCAGACCUGGGGGGAAGAAAAGAACUACAAUUCCCGUGAGGCCGUGCGGGGACAGCCCCGCGCACCCUCCCGCCAGGCGCGUUCCCCCAGGCGAAAUGGGAGGGCGACCAGCGCGCGCGCCGGGGAUCCGCUGAGCGAGCGCUGAGGCGCUGGGCUCGUGGUGGUUGUGGCAACUGAUCGAGAAAAGGAGACGCGUGGGAAUGUGUGGGGGUUGAAACAAAAGACGUGUGGCAAAAGGCAAAUUAAAAAAUAAAAACAGCCGUGUUCCAAUCCCUCGCCACCCGGGCGGAUCCUAACUCGCGCUACUGCAGGAGGUCGGGAGCGCGCUCCCGGGCUCGCGCCUCAGGCGCCGGGGGCUUAAACCAGCUGGGGCGGGGCCGGCGGCGCGGGGGGCGGGGCCUGAGGCGGCGUGUGUGCGGCGGCGGCGGCGGCCAGAUCCAGACAUCUGGGACUGUUGUUGUUCUUUCGCGGCGAGACCGCUCCAGUCCGCUCGCCCAGAGGGAAACCGGGAGCUGGUCUGGUGGGGAGCGGGUGGCCGCAUCCCCCGUCUCUCCUGCUUCCCCAGAGCCGCGGCGGCAGCUGGCGCAAACAUCCUGAGGUUGGUCUCCGAUGCCCUUCAGUGAGGAGCGGGCGUCGGGACCCUGGUGAGCGCACCUCAGGCCCUCCCCCGCAACUCGGUGUCUUCGUCGCCCCCCGGGCCCGCACACCCCAGUCUGGCUGCCAUGUCUGAAAACGCAGAGGGAGACCUGAACUCCAACCUGCUGCAUUCCCCCUACCACACCGGGGACCCUCAGCUAGACACGGCCAUCGAGCAGUGGCUCCGUUGGGAUAAGAAUCCCAAGACAAAAGAGCAAAUUGAAAAUCUGAUACGGAAUGGGAUGAACAAGGAGCUGCGAGAUCGUCUUUGUUGCCGAAUGACUUUCGGGACUGCAGGCCUUCGUUCUGCAAUGGGGGCAGGAUUUUGCUAUAUUAAUGACCUUACAGUAAUACAGUCAACACAGGGGAUGUAUAAAUACCUGGAGAGAUGUUUCUCAGACUUCAAGCAGAGAGGCUGUGUCGUUGGGUACGACACACGCGGCCAGGUAACCAGCAGCUGCAGCAGCCAGAGGCUUGCUGAACUCACUGCUGCAGUCUUACUGGCCAAAGAUGUUCCUGUGUACCUUUUUUCAAGAUAUGUUCCUACUCCUUUUGUACCAUAUGCAGUCCAGGAGCUCAGAGCAGUUGCAGGUGUGAUGAUUACUGCAUCUCACAACCGCAAAGAAGACAACGGAUAUAAGGUUUAUUGGGAGAACGGUGCUCAGAUCACAUCUCCUCAUGAUAAAGAAAUUCUGAAAUGUAUAGAAGAAUGUGUGGAGCCCUGGCAUGGUUCCUGGAAUGAUAAUUUGGUGAAUACUAGCCCACUGAAGAGAGAUCCUCUGCAGGACAUUUGCAGGAGAUACAUGGAAGAUCUGAAAAAGAUCUGUUUUUACAGGGAAUUAAACUCACAGACCACCUUGAAAUUUGUACAUUCCUCUUUUCAUGGGGUUGGACAUGACUAUGUGCAGUUGGCCUUUCAAGUGUUUGGUUUUAAGCCUCCAAUUCCAGUACCAGAACAAAAAGAUCCUGAUCCAGACUUUUCUACUGUUAAAUGCCCAAAUCCUGAAGAAGGAGAAUCUGUGCUGGAACUCUCUUUGAGACUGGCAGAGAAAGAAAAUGCUCGGGUCGUGCUAGCCACAGAUCCUGAUGCAGACCGACUGGCCGUGGCAGAACUUCAGGAGAAUGGUAAUUGGAAAGUUUUCACAGGCAACGAGUUGGCAGCGUUGUUUGGGUGGUGGAUGUUUGAUUGCUGGAGGAAAAAUAAAUCAAGAAAUGCUGAUGUGAAGAACAUUUAUAUGUUAGCCACCACAGUCUCUUCCAAAAUUCUGAAGGCGAUUGCCCUUAAAGAAGGAUUUCAUUUUGAAGAAACAUUACCAGGUUUUAAAUGGAUUGGAAGUAGGAUAAAAAACCUCCUGGAGAAUGGGAAAGAAGUCCUUUUUUCAUUUGAAGAGUCUAUUGGUUUUCUGUGUGGAACUUCGGUUUUGGAUAAAGAUGGGGUGAGUGCGGCCGUUGUUGUUGCUGAGAUGGCAUCUUACCUGGAAACCGUGAAUAUAACAUUGACACAGCAACUGAUUAAGAUUUAUGAAAAAUAUGGUUAUCAUCUUUCAAAAACUUCGUAUUUCUUGUGUUAUGAUCCACCUACCAUCAAAAGUAUAUUUGAAAGACUUCGCAAUUUUGAUUCUCCAAAAGAAUAUCCAAAAUUUUGUGGAACAUUUGCUAUUUUGCAUAUACGGGACGUUACCACUGGGUAUGACAGCAGCCAGCCUAAUAAGAAAUCAGUGCUGCCUGUGAGUAAAAACAGCCAAAUGAUUACAUUUACUUUCCAAAAUGGCUGUGUUGCCACUCUUCGGACAAGCGGGACAGAACCAAAGAUAAAAUAUUACGCAGAGAUGUGUGCAUUACCUGAGCAGAGUGACACUGCCUUACUAGAAGAGGAACUGAAGAAACUCAUUGAGGCUUUGAUUGAGAAUUUUCUUGAGCCCAGCAAAAAUGGCCUGAUCUGGCGUUCUGUUUAGUGCCCACCAGGACAUCAUUACUUUGCACUGGCGUAUGGAACAGGACUACCAAGGACUCCAUGCGUUUGAACUCAUGUUAGCUUUCUCUCUAUUUUAUCUGGCCAAGUAUCUGUUUGCUUUUAUAGUCUUUCUUUUUGGUUGGCUGACUAAACAAACUGUGUAAAUUUGAAAUGAAGUGGUCUGGAGAGAAAUUAUUCAAAUGUUUUCAUAAUCUUGAACAAAAGUCAUUACAUUAAAAGUAUUAUGGUAACACGUUUAACAGAAACAAAACAUUACAAAAGUGAGUGUUCUUAUUAAAGUGUGAUUAAGCUUAGUUCUGUAUUCUUGUAAUUGUGUAUAGCAUGGUUUUAAAAGAAAGCAGAUAAAUGUUAUAUAAUUGUAGAGUUGGUUAAGGAAAUUAAUCCAUAAAAUUGGCAAGAAAAUGGCAUUGCUCCCAGAAUACUGUGGAAAAGUGUCAUUGUUACAUCACAGGUAUUAACUUACAAAUUGGAGUAUUUGAAAUAGAGUAUUUAGCAUUUCUAGCUUAGAAUGGAUGUUUCAUUAUGUGGUUUCAGCACCUGUUUUGGGUGCUCUUGGUGCAGUGUAAAUUUAUUGUAUGUAUUUAAAAUUCUGACGUUUACUGAACAUAAAACAAUAGUGGCAACACUCCCAAAGGCUUUGUUCUUAGCAGAUUUCUUGGUGCCUUCUCAGGGUAUGGGUGAAUUGAAACAGUGUUCCUGCAUUGAAUAUAAUUGAAUCAGUUAGUUUUAAGACAGUUAAGGAAAAUCUUCCAAACUGGAUAGGUGCUUUCCCUCUGUAUCAAAUAGGUUUGCUGAUUUUAAAAUCUUAUGAAUGUAAAUAAAAAUCUUAAUAAUAACAGGCUCAACGUAACUGUAGUUAAGGAUCUUCCUGUUAGAAUUGUCAGUUCUCACAGCCUUUAAGUAAAGAAAAGAAUCUGAACUGAAAAAGGAGCUCUGAAUUUAUUUGAAAGUUUAACUUUUGAAUUACAUUUUUAUAAGUAGAUUUAUUCCUUUAUCAGAUGAAGGAAUGCUAAUUUUACUAAGAAAUAAAACCUCCAGGUUUUGGGUGUUAUGAAACACUAAAACUACGUGUUUUAAAACUAAGGUCCAGUUUAUCCUGACACCUUUCUGGCUUCUAUAGAAUUUCUGAUCACAAGAGUGCUAUUUAUCUUUUUUAAUAUGGAAAAAAGAAUUUGGAAGGUCACUUUGGUUGAUUCUGCAGUCUUCUAAGAAAAACUUAAUAGGGGAGUGCUGUUUAAUCUCUUAAAGUGUAUCCUGUCCUACGUAGCUCACGGAAAGCUUAAACACAUGAAGUAUAGCUAAGAGGUAACAGUAACAAGGCCUUGGCGUGUAAUUAUUCUAAACAAAUUGCCUAUGGGAGAUAACUGGUACUAGAGAAUUUACUUCCUAAAAUAUCAUAAUAAUACACAAUUUGAACUGAUUAGAAUAUGUAUUAAAUCACGGUUUGGUUUGUUGCAACUAUCAGCUAACAUUUGGUUGAACCUAUAUAAUCCAAAUAUAAUUUUCAAAUUAUUGUAUUGCCACUAUUGUUAAUUUGUUCCUUGCUUACUCUCUUAGAGCUGGAUGUUGUAUGGCUGUAGAUAAUAGCUAGCUAAAUGUAUUUCUGAAUGAGUUUGUUUUCAGAGGCUUUGCACUGAAGAAGAAAUGUGUAGAAUUUUUUGCUUAAUUUGCUUUUAGGAAUGUAGAUUGUAAUUUAGUAAAUGGCCUAUAUUCUACAAAGAGGUGUGAACAAUGCUAUAUAUAUAUAUAUAUAUAUAAAAUAUGUAUAUUUGGUUUUAGUAUCUGUGUUUCAGUGACUGACGAACAAAGUGGAGCUAAAAUGAUAUGAUAGCCCAUUCAUAAUCACUAAAGCCAUGUCACGAUUGUCGUUCUAUCAUAAAGAGAACAGUUCUGAGUGCAGUAAUGUAAUACAACAUUUAAGUCAUCUGAAUCAAGGUGAAAAGUUAGUAAAGCUUGGAUUCUUAUCACAAAAAUUUAAAAAUCCAGCUAAAAUUAACAAUGUUUAGGAAAUUAUUUGAUUCUAGCCAAGCUCUCGAAUCUGGCUGAGCAUGAUAUUUAACGUGAACUUGACAGCAUAGAUAUACACUUGCCUAACAGGAUAAAUUCAGUAGCCUAACCAGGAGAGACAGAAGUGCUGGCCAGUGGGUCUCAGCCAUGGGCUCUAUGUUGUUUAUCUUUUUCUUUAUAAACGAUAUCAUGGAAAUGAAUGCAUUCUCAUUGAGGUGUAGAUCAAAGCUGGGAUUUUCCAGAGCUUUGGGGAAAAAGAAAGAGUGGGGCAAGAUCAAAGCAUACAUUGGAAAUAAACAGUAGAAAUUAACAAACAAUAGAAAGGUCAAUAAGGUGGCAAAGGAGAUGCUUCUUGUGAAGGGCAAACUUACCAUCCUCAAAGUAAGGAAUAAACUGGCUAUGGGCAAGUUGUUUACUUGUGUUUAUUUGUUAUUAUGUGCAGAUAGUGACCCUUCUGUUUACCUUUAUUAGCACCACUAAAAACAGGCCAAGUUUUAGGAGGUGAGACAAGUACCCCUCUUACUGAUUCAAUUCCUGCUAGGAUGUUGUGUCUUAGGAUUGUAUGGGAACUGGGGAGGGGAGGAUAUAGCAGAAAUAAGAAGAAAUAAAAUAUAAGUUGGGAAGUAAGACUGCUGAGAAAAAGCUUGAAGAAUUAAGAUCAUUUAACUCUGGAGGGGGAAAGCUGUAGAGAUAGUUUAGUAAGUGUUAACUUAUUACUUGAGUCUUUUAUUGAGGGACUCAAAGUGAGAAAUAGUAUGACAAACUGUUCUUCAUCUCCAGUGAGGACAGAAUAAGAGGGAAUAGUGAUCUUUUUAAAAAAAUAAAAUAAAAAUUUUAAAUGUUUAUAUACUAAAUGGAUUUGUAAGGUUCCUUCCAAUACUUUUUUUUUUAAACUCAGGUUGGAACAAAGAUGAUAUCAUAAAGAGCACUGAAAGUAACAUUUGAGUUUCACUUCAUAUCUAGAAAAACUUAGCUCCCAGGACAGUUUUUGUAUAUGGUGAGUAGUAGAUGCAUGAGUGCAGUCUUAUUCACUGCAAAAAGCCCUGCUUGAUAGUAUUUUUAAUUUAACUUGGCAAAUUGAGACUUGAACAUGAUUUUGUUCAUCUUGAAGAAUGUAUAAGCAUUAUAGGAUAUUUGAGGGGUUUGUUUUAAAUAUUAGGUAUUCUUAUUUGGAUGUAGUAACUUCUGCAGGAUGUAGUUACUUCAGUAACUUCAUAGAGGUUAUAAGAGAUUGGAUACUUUGGAAUAUCUUUAUAUAGGAAAUAGACCACCUGUUUCUUAAGAAGAUUGCUUCUAGAGUUGAUGCAACAAAGAUAUUAGCUGGAGUUCAAUGGAGAAUUUCAUUGUUCUAUGAACUGCUGCUAUUGGUACUUUUUUCAGAUGUUUUCCAUUGAUGUUUGUGAUGCUUGAAAAAUCCAAAUUCCUCUUGGACAAAUUUAUUUUAUGCCUUUUUCUCUCUACCUCCCUCUUCCCUUAGGUGCCCUCCCACAUUCUGUUACUGUGAAAAGCUAUUGUCCUAUUACCUCACUGAUAAGAAAUCUUAACUGUAUUCAUUCAGAAUGCUUUAAACUUAUUCAUAAACUAUGUUUGUUUAUUGACUUUUUGUUAUUUUGCUAUUGUGAGAAUAUUUAGGCAUUAUGAGAAGUAAUGUUAAGUCUAUUUCAUAGCCUUUUUUUUUGGUCUGUCUGGAUACUAGUGUGUGUUAAUUUAUUAUAGUCUUUUAUAAUUCACUUGUUUUCUGAGAUUGCUCUAGAAACUGGUGAGGAAAAAGUCAUACUAACAAAAAUGGAUGUCAAUUGAUUUUAUUUCAGGUUUCCUUGUACUUUGAGCAUCCAAAGCACAAGAUUUGAGGAAAUCUUUUUUCACCUUUGUCCCUCAUAGCAUCUUACCAUGAGCCAUGAGAAGUCUCAGUGGAAAGAAGAGACUCUCUUUUUGUCUGACUCUUUACAUAGCAUGACUUUACUUCUAGUUGGAAACAAUGUUCGUGUUUGCCAUUGGUUACUUUAAAAUAUUCACCAUACUGUUACAGUCGUUAUCCCAUCUUUCCUCUUUGUUAACUCAAAACUAUGUACUUGGAAAAGAGAACAUAUAAGAAUGCAUAAAGUGGCCAAGAGGAGGGCAAAGUGACAUAUCUUAAAGUUUGCUUCUCACAUUUUUCCACCAGCAUAACCCUGAAGUGGAGGAGCAUGAAUAUGUAAGGGAAGGGGCCUGAGAGCAAAAUCAGAAGCAGCCUACUGAUCAUGAAAUUUCAUGUUCUGUCUUAAAAAUGUAAGUGAAUUGUGCAUUCUCCAUAUUAAAACUGCUUUAAUAUAAAAACGAUUCCUUCAAUCUUCACGGACUGGUGCUCCCAGGAAGGAGCACUGUGUUUAUCACGUGGCCUCUCAGUUUUCUCCCCCCAGUCCCCCUCAGUUGCUGCAUCUCCCUAGGGGUGCACACGCUGACUUUAGUGUGAGAAAUAUAAACAGAGACCAUAUCUAGGAUACUCUUUGCCCUUUAGAAGCUGACCUUUGAAAGUGUUCAUGCCAAAUUAAACUGACCUGGAACAGUUAUGUUACCGCUGAACCUUAGGAUAUAGUCAGAGGUGGCGGCCAGUGUGUUCAUGGCACUCCCUGACUAAGAAGGAGCACCUGGCUGUCGGCUCCCUGAGAGCAGGGGUGAUGAUUUGUCAUUUUUCACCUCUGUACUACCGAGUGUAGUGCCUGUUAGGGAGUGCUUAGUUGGUGACAGUAGGAAUUAAGGGAUUUUAUUUUAAAGAAGCAAAUGGUUUAAGACACAAUCAGAAACAAUUUCUAAUUCAGUUUUUAAAACAAUUCUCAUUCCUGAAAUCAGUAAUACGCAAUGUUAAUUGAGCACGCAUACCCUUCAAUACUCAGUUUCUUUGAAGAGGGCAGAGCAUAUUCCUAUUUAGAAAUUGUCUACAAUGCCUAGUAUUUUACACUCCAAGCAAGAUAUUGGCCAAGGAGACUCAGCAGGUGUCUAUGUGGACUUCACAUCACUAGUGUAAGUGCCACGUUGAGCACUCGCACUACCUUCCAGUGAGUCACAACUGAUUUGAUACUAUUUGGUAUAUUUUUGUCCAGUAUUAUGAUUCAUCUGUAUCUUACAAGAGCCACUCAAGCAAGAGUCUGCAUCUGUAUGUGGUGAGGCCUUCUUGUUAAAGGCUAAAAUAAAUUGUUUGUAUACAUCAUUGAAUAUGCCAGAUAAAAUAUGUGCAGUUAAGAAUGAAUUUUUCUGAGUGUGUAACAGUAGUUCAAAAUUGUGCCCUUGUUUUAACAGUUUCUGUCGACAUCUGCUCAUUUUUCCCUACAAAAACACCAGGAUGUAUCAUAAGUACUGCCUGUGAGAAUUUGCACUUUAAGUAUUUGUGUGUGAAUUUCUUGUGGUUUUAGCCAAAUGAAGUGUUAUCAGUAAUAAACAGGUCUCUUCAUAGG